CCCCGAACCGCGCGCGCGUCCGCUCGCACCCGCUGUGACAUGUGACCCGCCCGAUCCGACCCAUCAAUGGAUUCCACUAGGUGACCGCUCCGACGCGUCUACCCUCCAACUAUCAAAGUGUGCCCCAGUUGAACGGAUGCGGUGGAGCGGCGACGCGGUGGCGCCGGUGAGAGCGCGCGCGCGACGCUAGACGAUGGGCCGCGCUAGGUGAGCGGGGCGCGGCGGCGGUGCAUGUACGCGGCGGCGGGCGGCGCGUCGCUAGCGGGCCGCAAGGCGCGCCAGCACGGCCGCCAGCCCGCGCCGCAGAGCCCGCACCCGCACAGCCCCCCCCACCCCGCGCCGACCGGCGUCCGCGCAUUCUCGUGCCAGCACUGGGAGUCGCGCCUCUCCGCGCCCCCGCCGCGACCGCUCUCCGCCCUCGUCUCCGAGCCACACUCGCCAUGCGACCUCGUCGAGUGCACAGCCGGGCGCACGGCGUGGCAGGAGGCGGCGGCGUUGUCAGUGGGCGGCGGCGGCGCGGGCGCUGGCGGCGCGGCACGGCGCUGCUCUGUGCUCGGAGACCACCCCGGCGCGCGGCGGGACCCGCGCAAGUGGCACAGAAACAAUCGGGUGCGAGACGCUUCUUACGGGUCAUCAUCCGAGUCAGACGGCGAGGCGGAGGGCGCGGCGGGCGAGCCCUGGGGAGUGGCCCGACUGUUGUACGCCGGGCUGGGCAUCCUGGCGCUGGGGCUGGUCGUCUACUUCGUCGGCACCGGCGACAAGGUAUAUAAUGGUUUCAAGACUCCAGCGCUGCGACUGGUGGGCCCGUCUCUUAUCAUCACUGGGCUCGCGUGCUGUCUAUUGCGCAUUAUGUUCUGUAUAUUUGCGAAGCCAUGCUGCCGACGGCGGACCAAUUACAAGGAGAGCAGAAGACUGUCCGGGUGCGGGGAAGGCGAAGAGAUGCCUCUGGCCCGCGGUGGGGGCGGUCCCCGCGUGGGUCCCGCUCAGUGCUCGCCCGCGCGCCGCCUCGAGUCCUCCUCGUGCGACGUGUCAAGCCUCUCCAGCGGCGAGGAGGACGAGCGCCUGCGUCGGUACCGCACCACCCCCGCGCCCAACCACCUGCACAUACCGUCGAUGCCAGCCCAACAGGCCUUACAGAGUGCACAGCAGAAUACAGAAGGAGUGCAGGCUCAGGCCAGACCACAGGCGUUGCGGCAAAGCUCUUCCCAGCCGAGCGCACCGCGGCAAAACGCGUCAACGAGCGCUGUUCGGCAGAGCUCAUCACAACCGACCGCUAUACAGCCGAGCGCGUCUCAAACGAGCACAGUUCUGCCGAACGCAUCUCAAACGAGCACAGUUCUUCCGAACGCGUCUCAAACGAACGCAGUUCUGCCGAACGCGUCCCAAACGAGCGCAGUUCUGCCAAACGCGUCUCAAACAAGCGCAGUUCUACCGAGUGCGUCUCAAACGAGCGCACUACAAACAGUUCUGCCGAGCGGGUCUCAACAAAGCGCUCUCCAACCGAACGGGUCCCAGCAGAGCGCAUUCCACCAACCAGGCUCGCGGAGACCUCCACCGCGAAACGUCUCCUUCGCCGGCGGGCCCGAUGGCGAACUCGUCCUCAGUCCCGCCCAACUGCGCUCUUAAACAUACAAGCAAUAAAGGUUGUCGCAAUACCCCCUUUUUAUACUCGCCGAACGAACAAUCGAGACUUUUGGUGAACGGAACGACUUAUUUAUGUGAUAGCGUGACUCUGACCGUUUUCAGUGAUUUUUUCUAUUCGAUAUAGGCUACGAUCGUUUCCUUUGCACGUUUGAAUAUUCUCGCAAGCUAAAUAUCGAUAUUCGUAUCUAAUUUUAAGGAUAUUUUGCUAGUUUCAUUACUGUGAGGCUAAUUAAAUUAUUAAUUAUACUUACUACGCGUACCUGCUGAAUAUUGUGUGUGUGACCAAACGUUUGAUAGUGAUACGACUGAAGAUAAACUUACUAAAGCACAGUGAUUUGAUAGUUUGAUAAGUCUAACUAAAUCUUUGAAAUCUCAGUGAAAUUAUUGGAUUUGGAUUGCGUCAAAUGUUUCGUUACACACUGUAUGAUAAAUCAGUUGACGUCAGAAUCGCUUCUAAGGAUUAUUGGCCACGAGGCUGGAAUUUGACGAACCGACUGUACUUAAUAAAAGAACGUAGACAUUUAUGAACGCUUUAAUAAAUGUCGGCGAGCGAUUUGGCGCUGUCAAUUUAAGUGAGACGAUUUUUUAUAUAGUUAAGUCUAUGGGUUGAGCAUUAAUUUAGUGAAAUUUUUAUUAAUAUAAAAUCUAAAAAGGUCUGUUGUGAUAGCUGAAUUCCAACCACCUCAGAGACAAAGAAAUAAAUAAACCAACGAAACUAUUGUGUCGCAGAAACACUGUAACUAGGGAUAGGAAAAUAUUGGCCAACCGCAUUUCACGAGAGAAUGUGACACUUACUUUAAGUUAUAUAGCUGGUAAAUAAGUGUUAGACGCGAUGUAACCUCACGACAUCUCAUAGGAUCGACAUUUAGAGCACUUGCGAAGCCUUGUUAUAGUCAAUCCAGUUUCAGACAUCUCUGAAGGCCCAUAAUUUCGAAAACUUAUUACAAUCUUAUCUACUACCUUAUCUUUCUCCCUAGUUUAUUUUACACCCAAACAUAGACUCGCCUGAAUCCGAUAGAUGGCAGCUCGCCAGAAGCAAACUCGUCAACGGCUUAUGUUACGCGUAAUAUGCGCGAUUCUAAUGUCAGAUUGUUUGAAAACAGUCAAUGUGUGCGUGUGUAGUGACAAGCGUAUCUACCAUAAGUAGUAGAUAUUUUUGGACCGCUUCCAUGCAGUUAAUGCAACAUCUAGCCGUGUUUAUAAUGAAAUAUCUACCUAUAGUAAAUAAAACAAAAUCGUCUAAUUUAAAAAGGUUGGCAAGAAAUUUUUUUGGACAACUCGGCUUGAGAUUUAUUAUGCCAUAUAAAUGCUCAUGACAUAGACUUAUCUAUUGGCUUCGACAUCUCCUUAUUUUACCGUAGAAUUCGUAUCGUGAAAAGUAAAGCGUUCAUUCUAACUGUGUAGCGAUUUAAUACUGAAUGUGCUAGUUCCAUCCAUAUUAAAGCCAAUGUAGGGUUACGUCUGCCGUAUGAGGUGUGAUUCCAUGCUGAUUUAUUAUCCGCAUUUUUUAAUUAUAAAUACCUAGUUACAUCAACAUAAAUCAUAUUCACAAUAACCUCGGUCCCGUUAGAACUUUAGUUUUUGUUUCUUAGGUUUUCACGCACAUCACUCAUUAAAUAAAACUAGUUUUAACGUCUUUCGAAGGUAGCUCGACAAAGUAAAUAAAAAAUCAUUAUUCUGACGAUGCAGACCUGAAAAGGC
Chilo suppressalis (striped riceborer) is the source of this 3345-nucleotide messenger RNA. NCBI's taxonomy places the organism in Eukaryota, Metazoa, Arthropoda, Insecta, Lepidoptera, Crambidae. The record is from the annotation of a GenBank genome assembly.